Messenger RNA from Vanderwaltozyma polyspora DSM 70294, 1968 nucleotides. RefSeq lists its product as uncharacterized. The coding region runs from base 1 to 1968 and encodes 655 amino acids. The transcript has a single exon. Lineage: Eukaryota; Fungi; Ascomycota; Saccharomycetes; Saccharomycetales; Saccharomycetaceae. The record is from RefSeq and is a predicted model, not a curated record.
AUGAAGUGUUUCACUAAAUUGGUAGCCUUAUUGGCAACUUUAAUUGUUUCAUUACACUUUUAUUGUGAUAUUAAAGGUUGUUCUGAUGAAUUGAACCAAGUUUGUCAUUACACUAACCCAAUUGUCUGGAACCAAGUUAUUGCUAACGACUGUAGUUACUAUAGAAGAAAUAUUUCACCACAUUUCAUUACAGUUUACGAUAAAUAUAACGUCUCCGUUAAACCAAAUGUUAUUCAUUAUAUCAAUGAAGCUCAAGUUUACAUCGAACCUGCUACUGAUAAAAUUGUUAAAUUUUACAACGAUUACGAAUUACAACAAUAUGUCGAUUUAUCAGUCGAAUAUGCAAAAUUAGGUUAUGAAAGAACUUUGUCAUACUACAGAGUUACUUUGAGACCAUUAGGUUUACACUUGAAAACUCAAAUUGGUUUAGAUAAUGUCUGUGAUCAAGCCCAUGCUAAAGUUAUCCCAUUUUUGAAAAGUUAUAACAUUCCAACCUCUUGCGAAGAAAUGAGACCACAUUUGGAAAUUGUUAAGGCUUAUUGGGCCAACUUUGUUGAAACCAUGGAAUUAAAAUUCUCUGCAGUCGACAUCAAGGAAAUCCAAAAAGCUGUCUCAGACAAAGGUAAAAAAUUUGUCGAAAAGGUUAAAGAAACUUCCACUUCCAUUGCUUCAAAAGUCACAUCUGUCACCAAGUCUGUUUCUUCAGUAACUUCCUUCACAACUGAAGUUGUCAGUGAAAAAACUGUCGGUACCCCAGUUCAAAAGAGAAAAAUCACUAGCAAAUCUUCAGUUGAAGAAAGUUCAGUCGAAUCUACUCCAGAAUCAGAAGCUGAAGAACAACAAGAAACUACCACCAUUACCUCAACUGUCUUGAAAACUGUAGUUACAUCAGAUGAACCAAAGGAAACUCCUGAGAUUGCUCCAGAAUUAAUCCUAACUGAAGAAGAAAUUGCAGAAAUCGAAAGUUCUAUCAAAGAUGGUUCAAAAAAUGUCACCAUUGCUGAUGAUGCAUCUGUUGAAGCCUAUAUUUCAGCUUGGAAUAAAAUGAUUGAUGCGAAGGUUCAAUAUAACUUGGACUUGUUCGAAGCUUAUGCUACUAAAUACAAGGAUGAUAAAAUCACUAUUUUCAGACCAAAAUUGCAAGCUUCCACCGAUAAGUUAAAGAACAUCUACAAGGGAAGCAGAGCCGAAAUUGCCAAGCAUAUUGAAAACAUUGAAUGUAAGAAAGUUAUUUCUGAUGACGGUUCUGUCUCCUAUCAAAAUUACGAUGGUGAAACAAUCAAAUAUGUAUCUCGUAGAGAUGUGCGUCAACUGUUUGACAAAUACAUCACCGAAUUCAGAGACACUAUCUCUGUAUUUUUCAAUGUUAUGAACAGCUGGACCAGCAGUACUAACCAUCUAAUUAAUGUCAAACGUACUGAAUUGAUGACUUCUUACAGCAACUGGAGUAAACAAGCUAUCAAGGAAUGGGAAGAAAAAAUGGUUAGCUUCUAUGGUGAAGGUGUCAACAACAAAAAUGGUACUGAAGAACAAAAGAAGAAUUGGAAGAAAUUCUUGAGAACUAAGAGACGUGCUAUGUCCAAAUUAGUCUUAAUUGAAAAGGCUGAAGAUGAUAGAUCCGACAUUAACGAAUACACUAAAGGAUACGGUGAUUCUAUCAUCUCUUUCCACAACGACUUCGGUGAAGAAAUGUAUGUCUUGAGAUCUCAAGCUAACUUGAAAUUCCAAGAACGUGAAAAGGUAUUUGGUGUUGAUCCAAACUCAGAAGAAGAAGAAGAAGAAGAAGAAGUUGUUCCUCCUGAAGCAGCUGAAGCUUUAGAAAAGUCAGAAGCUUCUACUGUUGAACAACCAAUCGUUGAUGAAAAAAUAGAAACUUCUGAAUUUGAAGAAUCUGCCCCAUCAUCUUCAGAAGAUAAAUCUUCAACUGUACCAGAUGAAGAUGAACCAUCUGAAGAAGUUACUGUUUAA